AUGAGAAGCUCAUCGUUUGCGUAUGGUACCGAUGAAGUGACUCCGAUGAUGUCAUCGGAAAGUUCGUUGAAGAACAAUGGCACCAUAGUGGCAAUGACGGCGAUUUCACCAGAGAAAGGUUCCGUCGAGAUCUACCCUUCUCGCACCGGCAAACAUUUUCGUCAUUUUUACAUCCUUGUAUGCGUCCUCCUUCUGUUCAUGCUUGCUGGGAUCAUCUUAUCAGCGAUUGUAGCCGUAAGGCUUGGCCAUAUGGAGAGGCAAGUGCAGAAAGCGCAGGUACAACUGCCGCAGAACGUUAAGGAGGCUCUAGACAAGUUGAAGCUACCGACAGGGUGGGAAAAUUAUAUUCCUCGCCCUUCUGCCCCACCAAUAUCUCCCGACGUUCCGCCAAUACAAGCCGAAGUUCAUGAACCUGAACCGGAACAACAGACGCAAGCCUACCCACAAGUGAAAGGAUGUCCAGGGCAAUGCAAGCGUAAGGACUUUCUUAAACCGCCGUUGGUAGUCUUAUCGUUGGAUGGCUUUGCUCGUGAAUAUCUGGAUCGUUUCACUGUUGCAGCACUUGAUUACAUUGCAAAAUGUGGAGCAAAAGCCGAAAGAGUGUAUCCACCAUUCCCAUCGAGGACGUUCCCAAGCCAUUACACCAUGGUGACAGGGCUAUAUCCAGAAUCACACGGCAUAGUUGACAACAACAUCUUUGACCCGAACAUUUCGGACAAGAUAGAAAGUAUGAAGCGAGGAGAUGUGGACGGCUACUAUCAAGGCGACCCGAUCUGGAACAUAUACAAACGACAUGGUGGUAAAACGGCUUGCCUAUAUUGGGUUGGAUGUGGCUUCAAUAUUUCAGGUCUUCGUCCAGAUAUAUCACCUCCCUAUAACAAAGACCUGCCAUUCAGGAACCGAUUUGAAAUGAUUGUUGAUUGGUUGUUGAUGCCUCAAGAGAGUCGUCCAGGUUUGAUUACUGCCUACCUCGACCAACCGGAUACCGCAGGACACUAUCAACUAGAUGAUAAAGAUAUUGAAUCUCAAAUCGCCAUCAUAGACAGGAAUCUUAGAUAUUUGAUCGACACCUUGGAUGAAAAUGGUCUUCUCUCCUGCAUCAAUCUAGUUAUCGUUUCCGACCAUGGUAUGCAGCUAACGAAUAGCACACAAUAUAUCUCGGAUUCUAUCAAUGAUCCUGAAAUAAUAUCUGCAUCUGGAGUGAUUGGAAGAGUUUAUAAACACAGAUCAGCAGCGCCUGUGAGUCAAUUAAUGAGACCGUUUGAAUGUGAUCAAGGAAAAAAGUGGAAAGUGUACCAAAGAAGCACUAUACCAACAAGGAAACACUAUCAGAAAACGAAAAGAGUUGGCGACAUUAUUGUUGAAGGAAACUUGGGGACGUCGUUUUACAGCACUCCUGCAGACGAUUGGCAUCUUAGCGCUGAUCAUGGCUAUGAUUACAUACGAUCACCUAUGCAAACCAUAUUUUUCGCUAUGGGACCAUCUAUUAAGAAGGGUGUGGUGUUGCCAGCCUUUCAAAACAUCGAGUACUUGAAUUUAUGGAUGGAUCUCCUGGAACUACCUCAUGACACCCCUAAUAAUGGAACUCUAGGCAUUAUGGACGACAUCCUAGUUCAUCCACCUUUCAGGACUCCUCAGUUUCACUUCCCUAUCUCGGAAUGCUUGGCAAUAGGCGUUCCUGGUGCCGUUGAUUGUGGCUCAUGCUCUGCGGAACAACUUAAUCGACUGAAUGCCAAAUUGUCGUGUGCUUUUCCUCCAAGUUUUCCAUUUCAACUAUCGUCCACUACGCCACGGUGCAUUCAGAAUUAUUGUGAAAAGUCUAUAAUUACUAGCGGUGAAAUAGGAUCUACUGUCACCGUGGUUGAAAGGAUGAAGAAAGAAGAGACGAAUGCUUCGAAUACUUGCGAAUUUAUUAACUCAAAGUACGGUAACCUGUGUUGGGAUCGAAUCAACGCGACAGGUGUCGUCAGGAGAACGCUCUCAGCAGACCUUGGUUCAGAACUUGCUAAUAUUCGAUCUAUUGUGACAACCUGGAACAGUGGAUUUGUCAACGACAUUCUUGAUCCCCUGAAUGAGUACACUCGAUCUCUUGCCUUGAAGCUCGGACAAAUCAUUUCUCUUACUGGAACUGCGUUUGACUACAACUAUGACGGUGUUGCCGACACAAAGACAAGCUCAUCUCCAUCACAUAUUUAUCGAGUAUUAAUCGCUUGUGCUGGACCGUGGUCCGUAGACGGAGCAUCAUGCGUGAACUCCUCGGACACGAUGGUGCUCUCGUUCAUAUUUCCCGUCAUGGAGAAGGACUUUAACUGUCUUCCGAAGGGCGAGCUGCUAUUGGACUACACGGCACGGUUGCUGGACGUUGAGUUAAUAACUGGACUAAGGUUCCUGUUCCCAGGCCUAUCCCAGAUGCAUACUCUACAAUUGAAAACGCAUAUUAGCACCGACAUUUGGUAA
This is a messenger RNA of Necator americanus (New World hookworm), 2457 nucleotides long. RefSeq lists its product as uncharacterized. The record is from RefSeq and is a predicted model, not a curated record. Gene Ontology annotation, cellular component: striated muscle dense body; I band; sarcoplasmic reticulum. NCBI's taxonomy places the organism in Eukaryota, Metazoa, Nematoda, Chromadorea, Rhabditida, Ancylostomatidae. Bases 1 to 2457 code for a protein of 818 amino acids. The transcript is spliced from 22 exons.